Branchiostoma belcheri (Belcher's lancelet) is the source of this 609-nucleotide messenger RNA. RefSeq names its product putative helicase mov-10-B.1. Bases 1 to 609 code for a protein of 202 amino acids. The transcript has 4 exons. NCBI's taxonomy places the organism in Eukaryota, Metazoa, Chordata, Leptocardii, Amphioxiformes, Branchiostomatidae. The record is from RefSeq and is a predicted model, not a curated record.
AUGGUGUGGAGGAAGCCGCAGUUCGUUCUGUCGGACGAAGAUCACGUGGCAAGUGGUUUGGGGGAACACCUACUGGGCCCAGGAGAUGAGUAUGACAUCAACCUGCGUGUCCGCUCCAUACGCGGAUACACCCGCCACUUUGUCCCGGUCAUCUUCCACUUCUGUCGCCGCCUGGACAACAAGAACUUCCACAUCGCCAGGUUCCUGUCUGCCGGGAUAAAUGACGAGCUCCUCCGCGCCCUGGCGCCCGCCCAGCCCUACACGCCUCCGCCGAGGGUCUACCGGGUCGUGCGGGGAACUCAGGAGCUCGAAGGAGUGAAACCCGACCCUCCACAGAGAGACGGGUUAGUGAUGGAACGUGUCGGCUAUUAUAACAUCCCGUCUGACCUUCGCUGGCAGCUGAGGGGACGAGGGUCAGACAUGUUAAGCGGAGAGCUGUCCGGUGCUCUGACGUUCGCGGGUUACAGCGGCAGGUUCGGCAAACUACUGCACACGGAGGAGAUUCAGAUGGAGGUGGACAUCCAGCGGUACAACAUGGACGACGUGCCGCUGCAGAAGGACAACAAUCCGAGGCUCCUUCGACUCAGGGUACUACAUUUCAGAUGUUGA